Molecule: messenger RNA, 576 nt
Organism: Cladophialophora psammophila CBS 110553
Lineage: Eukaryota; Fungi; Ascomycota; Eurotiomycetes; Chaetothyriales; Herpotrichiellaceae
Exons: 2
Coding region: 1-576 (191 amino acids)
Source: RefSeq, a predicted model, not a curated record
AUGGCCACGGCAGCUCCAUCACCCCACGCGGGCUGGGUCUUUAACCAAUCUGGAAUUCGAGUAUCUAACUUGGAAAAGUCCAUCUCUUUCUAUCAAGAAGUUCUGGGCUUAAGCCUCCUUCAAAAAGUACAAGCUGAUACAUUCACCAUUGCCUUUAUGGGUUAUGUUCCUGGAGGAGUGGACAACCCUGGCCUGGAACUUGAUCGUGAAGGAAUAGUAGAGCUGAUAUGGUCUGAGACGUCUGGCCCGUUGAUAACGAAUUCGAAGACUCACGAUGGAUUCGGAUUCAUUAAGCUCAUGUUCACAGUCCCAGACAUCAUGUCCGCCAUGGAGCAUAUGAAAAAGUUUGGAGUGAAGGUGUUGAAGUAUCCCGGUACCACAGAUGAAGCUAGCCUCGAUGUCGUGGCUAGGGCAAUUGGUGCUGAGCCUUCUGGGAAAGGCCGUAAUCAAGGUUUCUGGCACUUUGUAGGGCCGAUCGCUUUUGUGGAAGAUCCGGAUGGAUAUUAUAUUGAACUAAUGCAGCAAGAUCACGCAAAGAAUAGCCUGCCCAAAAUGCGAAAUGAAAAUCUAGCUUAG